Marmota monax (woodchuck) is the source of this 2209-nucleotide messenger RNA. Its product is annotated as keratin, type II cytoskeletal 71. Gene Ontology annotation, molecular function: structural constituent of skin epidermis. The transcript has 9 exons. Gene Ontology annotation, cellular component: keratin filament. NCBI's taxonomy places the organism in Eukaryota, Metazoa, Chordata, Mammalia, Rodentia, Sciuridae. Gene Ontology annotation, biological process: intermediate filament organization; keratinization. Bases 70 to 1647 code for a protein of 525 amino acids. The record is from RefSeq and is a predicted model, not a curated record.
AGCCAGCAACGCCUUAGCGGGAUUCUGCCUUCUUCCCUCCUGCAUCCUCGCUCCAUCUCUACCAGCAACAUGAGCCGCCAGUUCACCUGCAAGUCUGGAGCUGCCUCCAAGGGGGGUUUCAGUGGCUGCUCGGCAGUGCUUUCUGGAGGCAGCUCGUCCUCCUACAGGGCAGGGGGCAAAGGGCUCAGCGGGGGCUUUGGCAGUCGGAGCCUCUACAGCCUGGGAGGCACCCGGAGCAUUUCCCUCAACGUGGCCAGUGGCAGUGGGAAGAAUGGAGGCUUUGGAUUUGGCAGAGGUCGGGCCAGUGGCUUUGCUGGCAGCAUCUUUGGCAGUGUGGCCCUGGGGCCUAUGUGCCCAACUGUGUGCCCACCCGGAGGCAUCCACCAGGUCACCGUCAAUGAGAGCCUCCUGGCUCCCCUCAACGUGGAGCUGGACCCCGAGAUCCAGAAAGUGCGUGCCCAGGAGCGGGAGCAGAUCAAGGCACUGAACAACAAGUUCGCCUCCUUCAUUGACAAGGUACGGUUCCUGGAGCAGCAGAACCAGGUGUUGGAGACCAAGUGGGAGCUGCUGCAGCAGCUGGACCUGAACAACUGCAAGAACAACUUGGAGCCCAUCCUCGAGGGCCACAUCAGCAACAUGCGGAAGCAGCUGGAGACCCUGUCCGGGGACAGGGUGAGGCUGGACUCGGAGCUGAGGAAUGUGCGAGAUGUGGUGGAGGACUACAAGAAGAGGUAUGAGGAGGAGAUCAACAGGCGGACAGCUGCGGAAAAUGAAUUUGUGCUGCUCAAGAAGGAUGUGGAUGCAGCUUAUGCCAACAAGGUAGAGCUCCAGGCCAAGGUGGACUCCAUGGAGCAGGACAUCAAGUUCUCCAAGUGUCUCUUUGAGGCUGAGAUGGCUCAGAUCCAGUCCCACAUCAGUGACAUGUCCGUCAUCCUCUCCAUGGACAACAACCGCAACCUGGACCUGGACAGCAUCAUCGACGAGGUCCGCGCCCAGUAUGAGGAGAUCGCCCUGAAGAGCAAGGCUGAGGCCGAGGCCCUGUACCAGACCAAGUUCCAGGAGCUGCAGCUGGCAGCUGGCCGACAUGGAGAUGACCUUAAAAACACCAAGAAUGAAAUCACAGAGCUGAAUCGGUUCAUCCAGAGACUCCGCUCAGAGAUUGAUAAUGCAAAGAAGCAGGCUUCUAGCCUGGAAACAGCCAUUGCGGAUGCUGAGCAGCGAGGGGACAAUGCCCUUAAGGAUGCCCGGGCCAAGCUGGACGAGCUGGAGGGAGCCCUGCACCAGGCCAAGGAGGAGCUGGCCCGGAUGAUGCGUGAAUACCAGGAGCUCAUGAGCCUGAAGUUGGCCCUGGACAUGGAAAUCGCCACCUACCGCAAGCUGCUGGAGAGUGAGGAGUGCAGGAUGUCGGGAGAAUAUCCUUCCCCUGUCAGCAUCUCCAUCAUCAGCAGCACCAGUGGCAGUGGAGGCUACGGCUUCCGUCCCAGCACAGUCAGCGGCGGCUAUGUGGCCAACAGCACCAGCUGCAUCUCCGGAGUGUGCAGUGUCCGCGGUGGGGAGAGCAGGAGCCGGAGCAGUGCCAACGAUUACAAGGAUACCCUGGGGAAGGGCUCUAACCUGAGCUCCCCCUCCAAGAAAGGCAGUCGGUAAAGAGGGCAACCCGUGCCCUCCAUCACCCAGGACCCCAGCUCUGGCUUCCACGCUGUGUGCCACUCCCAUCAACCCCUCCUCCACCCUGCUGGUCCUGCUCCUGACCCCUGCUUCUGGCCUUGGCUAAUUGCUUCACUUCUUCUGCCUGAGCCUGCUGAGCCUGGCAGGUCUGGACGGCCAAGCCCAGUGCAAUUCCUUCCAGCACACCCCCGGACUCACCAUCCCCCAGCUACUCCAGCCUCUCCUCCUCUGCCAGCCUCUGUCUCAACACCACCCUGGGCCUCAGAUGGAAACACCCUCACAUGCUGGACUUUUGUCUCAGCUCCUGCCUCCGCUAGGAGGUGGCUCUGUGUUCAAGAGGAAGAGGACUGAGAACAACUGACCAAGAGUGGCCCAGGUCCCCACCUCCCCGCUCAGUCCCAUGCUUCAUUCUGAAUGGGACCAAGCACAACUCCGGGUCUCCUUCUUCACUGUACUCACAAACAGAGAAGAGGAGACACGGUUCCCUUCUGUGUUCUUUAAGACCCUUCCUGUUGCAUCUCAAUAAACAGCACAAUCUGAA